GGCGUGUACUGGAGCUCGAUCCGCUUCUCCCAAGUCUGAAGGAAAUCCGAGAAGAACCCGCAGCUCCAGGAGCAGUCUGCGCAGGUGGAUCCUGUGUUGAGCUUUGUUUUAUCUGACACAUGCAGUAGACGGUCCAGACACAUUCAGGCACCGCAACAAUGCCAGAGUCCUCAUUGGUCAAGGACAUUUGCAGCAUCUCUGCUGAAUGUGGAACAUCCCCCUUGAGGCACUUUAGCCAAUCAUCGCCACCUCUGCACAGAAACUACGUCCUCAGUAGCUUCUGCACAGAGCACAAUGUGCAAGCAUGUCUAUCGCACAUCAAUCAGGAGAUGUCAUCCCUUGGCCUCCCUCCACUUUGGAAGGAGUCUGCCGGCAGCUCAGAGCUAAAUGUUGUCGCUGUCCUAAAUUGCAUGUAUGACCUGAUUCAGCUGCAACGCAGGGGCAUGCGAGCCCUGGAAAAUUUGGAAGUGGAGCAUCUUAGGUCUAGCAGCAAUGUGGACUUCCUGCAGCUCACCAACACCCAGCUAAAGGAGCAGCUUGAACUUUCCAAAAGAGAAAAUACUGGACUGCUUGAGAAAGAACGUCAGCUGCAGCUGAAAGUGAAGAGUUUGCAGAACUGCCUGAAAAAUGAAAAGGAAGAGGUGCAAAAACUCCAGAACAUCAUUGCGAGUCGGGCGACUCAGUACAAUCACGAGAUGAAAAGGAAGGAAAGAGAGUUUAACAAACUGAAAGAGCGUCUGAACCAACUUCUGGUUGACAAAAAGGACAAGAAGCAAGCCAUAGACAUGUUAAACAACAUUGGAAGAGCUGAUGGAAAGAGAAGCCUUUGGAAAACUGAAAAGACAGAAGCAAAGCAUGAAGGGGAGAUGUACAAAACUCUGCUGAGCGACUAUGACACUCGACAGAGGGAGCUGGUGCUGGAGAAUGCGGAGUUGAGGAAAGUGUUGCAGCAGAUGAAAAAAGACAUGGUGUUCAUUUUGAGUUCAAGGGAAAGAAAUCAGAAAGAGGAUCAACAUGAAGCUGGUUGCAUACAGACUGACUCAGAGGAUGAAGAAGAAGUGUUUGAUUCCAGUAAGGAAAGCGUAGAUCUGGACUGCGCUCAUGCUCGGGAGAAGCUGACCAACAGUAUUCGCCUCCAGUGGAGACGACUCAAGAGCCAUGUGGAAAGACUGGACAGCCAAGCUUCUUUGGCCCAGAUGAGUGAGAGUAAAGACUCUGCUGCUGUUCCACAAGAGACUCACGAGGAGGAGAUGGACAGACUGAAGCUGGAGAUCCAGCAGUGCAAAGACUUUAUUCAAACACAGCAGCAGCUGCUGCAGCAGCAGCUCAGCUCUCCGUGUGAAGGGGAGACAACUUCCUUGCUGAGUGACUGCUACGUGUCUCAGGGGAAAGAGCGUCUCAGAGAGGAAUGGACGACCUUAGAGGAACAGAGACAGAUCUUUGAGAGGGAGAGGAGAAACUUUACAGAAGCAGCAAUAAGACUGAGCCUCGAGAGGAAGUCCUUUGAGGAGGACCGCGCCACAUGGCUCAAACACCAGUUUUUAAACUUGAGUCCAUUUGCAGACACAAAGAAACCCCCGAUGUCAAAGUCUAAAAGUGCCUUUUUAAUAUCAGCUGAAUCUGAGGUGAGUCCAGCGUUGUCUCCGGAAAAACUCAUCAGAUGCCCGUUGGACACAACCUCCCCCACACUUAGAUGUUUGUCAUUCACAUCACCAUCCUCAGACGACCUGUGUCACACACUUCGCCUCGUCUCAGAAAACAGCUCAACCAGACCAAAGACAAAGACUGAGCGAUUGGAAGAAUCAAACAUCUUUCGCAAUGGAAAUGAUCCAGUUCAGCACGAGUGGUGGAACCACAGCAGAGACCACAGCAGCCACACAUUCACACAAGAAAUGAACGGCUCUGUGACCAGCCAAAAACUCUUAUCAUCUGAAUCAGGGUUUAUGUGAAUGUCUAUAAAUCCUGGAUGAUGAGCGGUAUUGCAGAACUGUACGAGAGCGGUGAACCCCAGUCAACUCCAAGAUAGAUUGUAAACUGAAUCAUUUGCUGUGAACAAAGUCAAGGGAGUCACGUUCCAAGUCUGGAGUUCUGUGUGACAAAGACAAAAUUGUAGUCUUAAUGUUUUUUGUUUACGAGCUCACAGUUUUAUCGUUAGAAUUUAUGAUAAAUGUAUUGAUUUAUUUACGUUGUACUGCAAAACCUGCUUUGGGAGUCGUACAGCAUCUUAGACUGAGGGUAACAUGUUUUGAAAAUGCUGGGUUUGCAACAAAAGAUGUUGCUAUUUGUAUGUAUUAGUUUAUGUUGCACCUUUAAAUUGGCAUUUAUAUCACUAACUUAUUAUUAAGGUUAUGUAAAUCAGCAUCAGGUAGAGGUGCCGACAUCCUGCCCCGGUCCAUGUGGGUACUAACGCUCUUUACCUCAGCCAGUAAGGAUUGUUUUUCACACAGCAGUGAAGUGUUAUCUCAGUGCCCGUAGUGGAAGAGAAGUAUCUAUUUCUCCAGAUGAAAAGGAACCUUAAUGAGCAAAGGAGGGAUUACAAUCCAACAAUUUACAAUUAGGUGAAAUGGAGCAGUCCUAUGGCUUCUGCUCGUUGAAGAGAACUGUUUGUGUAAUUGCUCCCAUUGCCGGAGGGGGAAGACAAAAGUUCUGCAGGUUUAAACGUGUCGAUUGUGACAGAGUAAGAAUGUAACGUCAAUGCUGCUUGUUUUAAAUAGAAAUGUUGCUGAUUAACAACAUUGCUUCCUUGUAGAUAAUUUAGCUACAUUAGUAACCGCUGAUGUAUCAUGUGGGAGUUAAAAGGCUUUAAAAUUGAACACAGAUUAUAUAAUGUGUUGUAGAUAUUGAAGGAAGGUAACUCAAAUGUGAAUAUUAAUGUGAGUUCCUUCACCACUUUUUAAUGAAUGUUUUCAUCUUUGUGUCAAAUACUGGCCGAUCAAAAUAAUUCUUCCAGCAGGAAUGUGUCACGAUGUAUUUUAGACAAACUUAUUCUUCUUGUAAAUCUUAUUACACAUUA
Messenger RNA from Limanda limanda (common dab), 3013 nucleotides. RefSeq names its product afadin- and alpha-actinin-binding protein-like. The transcript has 14 exons. The record is from RefSeq and is a predicted model, not a curated record. Bases 159 to 1949 code for a protein of 596 amino acids. Lineage: Eukaryota; Metazoa; Chordata; Actinopteri; Pleuronectiformes; Pleuronectidae.